CAUGGCCCCGGCCGGCCGCCUGCUCGCGCUCCUGGCCCGGCCGCAGAGCCCGGCGCGCGCGGGGGCCAUGGCGCAGCCCAGCUGCUUCGCGCUCGAGCUCCCGGGCUGCAGCCUGGCGCACUUCGCCGUGGGCACCGCCGCCGCCCCCGACCCGGCCCCGGCCCCCGACCCGCGCGCCGCCGCGCUCCUGGGCCCCCCGGGCCGCAGCUACGCGCUCUGCGUGCCGGUGGCGCCGGGCAGGGACUGCGCCGCCCGGGUGCGCGCCGCGCGGCUGCUCCAGCGCCUCCUCCCGCAGCUGCGCCGCGGGCCCCUCGGGCGCUGCCAGCUGCGCCGGAUGCUGCGCUACUGCCCGGGCGGCGGGGCGGGCGGCCUGCAGCGGGGGGUGCUGCUGCGCGACCCCGACGACAGCCCCGACACGCGGCGCGCGCUGCUGGCGCUGCUGGACUCGUGCCUGGAGGCCCCGCGCCCGAGCCUGGGCGAGUUCGUGGGCGACGAGAGCCACCGGCUGUGGCAGCGCCCGUGGGAGCUGCGAGGCGGCCGGGAGUGGCGGCAGGUGGACCCCGAGCGCGUGGUGCCCGCCCCGGAGCCCGCGCUGCACCCCGUGGUGCCCGACCUGCCCAGCUCGGGGGUCUUCCCCCACCGGGAGGCCGCGCGCGCCGUGUUGGAGGCGUGCACGCCCUUCCUGCCCGAGGCCCGGGCCGUGCUGGAGCUGGUGGACCAGUGUCCCGGGCGGCUGCACAGAGGCACGUUCCCGGUCAUUGUCGUGGAAGGCCUGGACGCCACAGGCAAAACCACCGUGACCCGGGCGGUGGCCGACGCCCUCCAGGCCGCGCUGCUGAAGUCGCCGCCCGCCUGCGUCAGCCAGUGGCGGCAGACCUUCGACGACGAGCCCGCCAUCGUCAGGAGAGCCUUCUACUCUCUGGGCAACUACAUCGUGGCUUCCGAGAUCGCCCAGGCGUCCGCCCGGGCCCCCGUGGUGGUGGACAGGUACUGGCACAGCACGGCCGCCUACGCCAUCGCCACCGAGGUGAGCGGGGCCGUCCAGCACCUGCCGCCGGCCCACCACCCCAUCUACCAGUGGCCGAAGGACCUGCUGAGGCCCGACCUGGUGGUGCUGCUCACCGUGAGCCCCGAGGAGAGGUUGACGCGGAUCCAAGGCCGGGGCCCGGAGCGGACCCGGGAGGAGGAGGAGCUGGAGGCCAACAGCGUCUUCCGGCAGAAGGUGGAGGUCUCCUACGAGCGGAUGGAGAACCCGGGCUGCCACGCGGUGGACGCCAGCCCCUCCAGGGAGAGAGUCCUGCAGGCGGUGCUCGGCCUCGUCCGCGAUCGCUGUCCUCAGCUGCCGUGACUCGCGCCUGGCCCUGUCGGCGCCUCGCAGCCCAGGCGGGGCGCACGCUUCCCAGCACG
Eptesicus fuscus (big brown bat) is the source of this 1407-nucleotide messenger RNA. RefSeq names its product cytidine/uridine monophosphate kinase 2 (gene CMPK2). Gene Ontology annotation, molecular function: dTMP kinase activity. NCBI's taxonomy places the organism in Eukaryota, Metazoa, Chordata, Mammalia, Chiroptera, Vespertilionidae. The coding region runs from base 2 to 1348 and encodes 448 amino acids. The transcript has 5 exons. Gene Ontology annotation, biological process: dTTP biosynthetic process; dUDP biosynthetic process; dTDP biosynthetic process. Gene Ontology annotation, cellular component: mitochondrion; cytoplasm. The record is from RefSeq and is a predicted model, not a curated record.